AUACCACGAAUCGUCCUAUACCAGAGUGCGUCAGUCGCCGGUCAGCAGGCACGAGAGCGCAACACGAUGGUGCGUUUGACACUUGUUCUAAUUGCCGUGGUGCUCCAUGAAGCCACCUGCCUCUUCAACGUCUACCCAGACAUCCCGGUAGUUAGGAGUGUUCGAAGUGAUGUCGACCCUGGCGAGCCACUCUUCCUCUCACCCUUGAUUAAAUCUGGCAAAAUCGAAGAUGCGAGGAACAAGGCGUUGGUCCCGCCGCUUAAGGGCGCCGAAAGUGUCGUCAGCUAUUCGGGCUACUUGACCGUGGACGAGGCCUUCAACUCCAACAUGUUCUUCUGGUUCUUCCCAGCAGAGAAAGACUAUGUGAGUGCACCUGUGGUGCUGUGGCUGCAAGGAGGCCCAGGUGCCACCUCACUCUUUGGCCUGUUCACCGAAAAUGGCCCGCUUGUAGUGAAAACUAAUCAGGUCUUGAGCACCAGACAGUAUUCCUGGAGCAAAACCCACAACGUCAUUUACAUUGACAACCCAGUGGGAACUGGUUUCAGUUUCACCGAUGCUGACGAAGGUUUCUCUCGCAACCAAACUGCCGUCGGAAAGAAUUUGUACAGUGCGCUGGUACAGUUCUUUAAAUUGUUCCCAGAGCUCGCGAAAAAUGAAUUCUACGUCACUGGCGAGUCAUAUGCUGGCAAAUAUGUCCCGGCAGUCUCCUAUACAAUUCACAAAGAAAAUCCCACUGCGGCGUUGAAAAUAAACUUCCAAGGAAUGGCUAUUGGAAAUGGACUUAUUGACCCCGAACACAUGCUUCACUAUGGAGACUACCUUUAUCAGCUCGGGCUGAUCGAUUUGAACGCGAAACGAGAAUUCCACAAAAUUGAGGCCAGAGGGAUCGCUGCGAUCCAAAGAAAAGAUUGGGAAGCCGCUUUUGAAGUAUUUGACAGCCUUAUCAAUGGAGACCUGACGACUGGACCGGCUCUAUUCCAAAAUUUGACUGGUUUCAACUUCUAUUUCAACUACCUGCACAACACUGACCCUGCCGAGAGCGACCCAACUGCAGAUUUUGGCAUUUUAGUGCAGACUCCGGAAGUGCGAAAAGCCAUUCAUGUUGGAAACAAACCGUUCAGUGGACUUGAGGCUAACAAGGUUGAAAAGUUCCUACAGCAAGAUAUCAUGAAGUCUGUUCGGCCAUGGAUUCAAGAACUUGUGGAGCAUUAUAGAGUUUUGAUCUACAAUGGCCAGCUUGAUAUCAUUGUAGCUUAUCCACUGACCCUUGGUGCUCUGCGGGCACUGGACUGGAGCGCAAAAAAUGAGUACAUGAGGGCAGACAGGCACAAGUGGUACGUUGGCCAAGAACUAGCGGGAUACGCGAAGACAGCUGGGAAGCUGACGGAAGUGCUCGUCAGAAACGCAGGCCACAUGGUUCCUGGAGAUCAGCCCAAGUGGGCAAUGGACCUCAUUCAAAGAUUUACUCAAAAUAAACCAUUCUACUGAUUUAAUUGCUUCAAUGUGUUACAAACAACGCUAAAUAAAAUAAAUAAAUCAACUUGGAAUAAAAUCAAA
Molecule: messenger RNA, 1557 nt
Organism: Cloeon dipterum
Lineage: Eukaryota; Metazoa; Arthropoda; Insecta; Ephemeroptera; Baetidae
Product: venom serine carboxypeptidase
Exons: 6
Coding region: 67-1488 (473 amino acids)
Biological process (GO): proteolysis
Molecular function (GO): serine-type carboxypeptidase activity
Source: RefSeq, a predicted model, not a curated record